AUGGAGCGUUGGGAGGUUUAUGCUAAAUUGACGUUCUCCCAAGUUUUCAUGAAGGAACAGGCGGAUCUGAAGUUCAUAUUCACGGAACUUGAUGACGGAGUUUUGGGAAGGGGAAGCAUUCCUAUGGAUGGCUCGGUGUCAUUCAGCGAGGAUUUUGAGUUUGAUUUUGGAAGUGAUACUUCCGUACUACAAGACAAGUAUGACUUUGAGUCCGUCGCCGUACAUGAGGUAGGCCAUGCCUCAGGCAUAGCUCACACGCCUCAAAUUGAAGGUACAGAAGUGGUCAGUGUCAUGCACCCAAAGUCCGCCCCACCAGGGGAACACGACGUAAUAUGUACCCUAUAG
Molecule: messenger RNA, 345 nt
Organism: Papaver somniferum (opium poppy)
Lineage: Eukaryota; Viridiplantae; Streptophyta; Magnoliopsida; Ranunculales; Papaveraceae
Product: metalloendoproteinase 1-like
Exons: 1
Coding region: 1-345 (114 amino acids)
Biological process (GO): proteolysis
Cellular component (GO): extracellular matrix
Molecular function (GO): metalloendopeptidase activity; zinc ion binding
Source: RefSeq, a predicted model, not a curated record